AUGGAAGCCAAUGGAGGGUUUAACCCUGAUGGCAAGGGUGAAGAAAAGGAAAGCCACAUCAAGAGAGUGCCAAGCACAAAGCCUCCAUUCACACUAAGCCAAAUCAAGAAGGCCAUCCCACCCCAUUGCUUUGAAAAAUCCCUUCUCCGCUCAUUCUCGUAUUUGGUUUAUGACCUGUUGAUAAGCUCUCUUUUUGGCUAUGUUGCCAUCAAUCACUUCCACCUCCUACCAUCUCAUCUUGCCUACAUUGCAUGGCCUAUCUACUGGAUUCUCCAAGGCUGCGUUCUCACUGGUAUUUGGGUCAUUGGUCAUGAAUGCGGUCACCAAGCCUUCAGCGAUUACCGAUGGGUUGACAACUUGGUUGGCCUUAUCAUCCACUCUGCACUUUUAGUUCCAUACUUCUCAUGGAAAUACAGCCACCGCCGCCAUCACUCAAACAUAGGGUGCCUCGACCGUGACGAAGUGUUCGUCCCGAAGCCUAAGUCCCAAAUUCCAUUCUAUUCCAAGUACCUAAACAAUCCACCAGGGCGAGCUUUAGGUAUUGCUCUCACGCUUCUGCUUGGCUGGCCCUUAUACCUAACCUUCAACGCCUCCGGUCGACCCUACCCUCGCUUUGCCUGUCACUUCGAUCCCUAUAGCCCCAUUUAUUCUGAUCGUGAAAGGCUUCAAAUUUACAUCUCCGAUCUAGGCAUUUUUGCUGCUACUUUUGUGCUCUACCGCAUUGCUAUAGCACAAGGGCCGGCAUUCCUGAUAUGCAUUUAUGGGGUACCUUUAAUUUUUGUUAAUGGUUUCCUUGUCCUCAUCACAUAUUUGCAGCACACUCAUCCUUCAUUGCCACAUUAUGAUUCCUCUGAAUGGGAGUGGCUUAGAGGAGCUUUGGUAACGGUCGAUAGAGACUAUGGGAUUCUGAACAAGGUUUUCCAUCACAUUGCAGACACACAUGUUGCUCACCAUCUCUUCUCUACAAUACCCCAUUAUCAUGCAUUGGAGGCUACUAAAGCAAUCAAGCCAGUACUGGGUGAGUACUACCAGUUUGAUGCUACUCAAAUUUACAAGGCUGUGUUUAGGGAAGCAAAAGAGUGCCUGUAUGUUAAGCCAGAUGAAAAAGGUGUUUUCUGGUACAGAAACAAGCUUUGA
Dovyalis caffra is the source of this 1137-nucleotide messenger RNA. The record is from the annotation of a GenBank genome assembly. Lineage: Eukaryota; Viridiplantae; Streptophyta; Magnoliopsida; Malpighiales; Salicaceae.